AUGAGAGUCACGCGAGACCUCCUGACCCACAACACUUGGCCUUUCCGCGCGAGAGUCAAGCUCAGCGUCCGGCUGAGUGACCGAGUUGGACCGGAAACCAAAACUGCCCUUCUCUCACGCACAGACACCUUCUCCACAUUGUUCUUUCUCCCCGACCACUCUCACCUCACCAUCGACAGGGUUUCCCUUUCGCCAUCCGAAAGAGCAAGGAAGAUGCCCGUCCCAGAGACUGCUUCGACGGCAUCCACGGCCUCCGAGCCGAGCCGCCUUGGCGUAGCGGCUGCGGAUCUCUCGCUAUCGCAGUCCAUCUCAGCAUCCGCAUCCGAUCUCAAACGACCCGCUUCCGCUGCUUCGUCCAACGAAGAAGCUCAACUUGUCUCCAGAACAAAGACGGCCAAGACGCACUACGGAAAAGCAGCCAGAGCUUUCCUCGCCAAGGAUCUCCAGACCGCACUGCUUCAGAGCCAGCACGCAGCUGACCUGCUCUCCUCAUCCAAUCAGCUCGGAAGCAGCUUGACCGCCUCAGCAAUCCUCAGCGAUUCCGACCUCGACGUUCAAAAGCUCGUUGGGAAGGUCGCCAUCUUGCGCCUCACUGUCUUUACCCAGGUCUAUACCGACACGCAACUUUCAGCUGGCAUCCACGACAAGCUCACACACAUCAAGACUUCCUCUCCCUCGGACGCCGCUUCUAUCGAUCGCAUCGUGCUCCUUCUAUCCAAGCAACCCCAGAGCCUGAUCAGUCACCUGUGGUUUGAAGCUUUACGUCUGUGCACGCAGACGUCCGGAGAGGCCGAUGCGCCAUCGCUCGAUCCCACACCCGAAACCAUCCAUCUGGCGAUCGAGCUGCCCGCUUCCGUCAUCUCGUCCGCGGUGCUUGCAGCGCUUCGGUUGGACGCGCUCAACCCCGCGGCACGUACCGGAACCAAUGCAGCACGCUUGAUCGCCGAGUGGUACCUCGCCUCGUUCUCUUCUGCGUUCGGCGCCGCUCCUCCUACGCCCAAGGCUGCAGCAGCCUACGAAAAGAUCGUGGGUCUCUACUCUCUGCACGUGCUAGCCUCGCGACUGGGCGAAUGGGAGUACGCGCGAGAGUUUGUUGGCUAUUCGAGUUUGGCCGAGUCGAUCAAAUUCGACCUGCUCGAGCAGAUCAACGAAGCACAAGCACAUCUCACUGGCCAAUCCGAACGUGAACAGGAGGCUCUCGCCAAUGCACAAAGGACGUACGCACAGGAGAAGGCGAAGCGGCAGGCGGAAGAGAAGCAAGCAAAGGAGGCAGCCGCAGCCGCCGUAACUGCUGGCAAGAGCGCGAGCAAGGUCGGUGGCAAGGCACGCGACCUGGCAUCCGGCAUCGGCAACUUUCUGACAGGAAACAAAGGCACAGAUGUUGAGACCGCUUCGUCAUCGGCAGCAGGUAGCAAGACCAGCGCAAGCUCUCGUAGCAGCUCUCGAGGCACCCUCGACUCUCCACCAGGCUCGUCGGGCUCGAGCUCCGAGGCAGGAUCACGAUCGCGUCGACAGCGUAGCCAGUCACCCGCCUACUUUUCGCCCCGCAAUGGUGCAGCUGCCGAGUCGAGCUCCUCUUCACCGACCAGCCCGGCCGUAUCUCCCGGCUCCACGCGUGCUGCCGCUGCGAGUGCAGCCAGGGAUGAAGCAAAGUCGGAGCGUCGCUCGCUGCGUCGCUCGAGCUCGUCUCGUUCGUCGGAUCUCGACGCAGGAAACGAGAGCAGCACAUCGGCUGCUUCGAACCAUUCUCGUCGGUCGACGCGCAGCAACGGGGCAGAAGCCGGUGCUGCCGCCUCUUCCAAGGAGCAUCGCUUCAAAGAUGACAGCGGCUAUGCGUCCACUCGAGCUCAUCUGUCGCGAUACAUGGAAGGAGACCAUCGAUCGAGCUCCGCGACUGGCUCUUCUGCGAACAGGAAGAAGCCGGAACGAGACUUGGCAUCCAGCGGCGCAUCGUCAACCUCACUCCUCUCAACUAUCACGGCCAUGUUCGACUUCCGCAGAACCAACCAGACUAGGACAUGGCUGAUGUCGGCCAUCGUGAUGAUGAUCGUGUUCUAUCGCGUGGCACGUCGACCCGCGGCGCAGGGUGCGGCGGCUACAAAGACGAGCGGCAGCGGGGCGAGGAGGAAUGCGGCUGCCCGAGAUGCGAGAAGCAAGCUGGUGGGCAAGAGCGGUUCGACGCCAGGUGGAGUGGUUGGCUUCAACUGGCUCUUCCUGAUCUGGAGAAAAGUCAUGGAUACCAUCAGGAUGGGCACCCAGGUGACUUAUCUGUAA
This is a messenger RNA of Pseudozyma hubeiensis SY62, 2274 nucleotides long. RefSeq lists its product as hypothetical. The coding region runs from base 1 to 2274 and encodes 757 amino acids. The record is from RefSeq and is a predicted model, not a curated record. Lineage: Eukaryota; Fungi; Basidiomycota; Ustilaginomycetes; Ustilaginales; Ustilaginaceae. The transcript has a single exon.